Molecule: messenger RNA, 2692 nt
Organism: Canariomyces notabilis
Lineage: Eukaryota; Fungi; Ascomycota; Sordariomycetes; Sordariales; Chaetomiaceae
Exons: 5
Coding region: 321-2546 (741 amino acids)
Biological process (GO): protein targeting to vacuole; retrograde transport, endosome to Golgi
Cellular component (GO): endosome
Molecular function (GO): phosphatidylinositol-3-phosphate binding
Source: RefSeq, a predicted model, not a curated record
UCCCGCCUCCUCCAACCGCAGCAGUUCGUAACUCCAUCAGUUCAGAGUUGGCAUUGCUCCUGUGUUGACGCGUCGCUUCAAUUUGAGGUGCUAAAGGCCGCUGCUGAAUGCAAUCGAAUUGUUUGCCGAUUGGAUUUUCAUCACAGGUUGAUUGCAUACCUGCUGCAUUAUUCCAACGCAGCGCUCUGGUCUAAGCGCCUGGUCCUGGAUAAUCACCUUGUCGCAACGACAUCACUUGUUUUGCUACACUUUCGAACCGCGAUUCCCCAGGCUACCACGACCGAGCCCCUUUCGCGCAGCAUACCCAAUCCCAUAUCAACAUGUCUCUUUUUGGCAGUUCUCCGCCGGGCGAAUCCCCAAGCCUGGAAUCCAACAACUUUGGCAACAACAGCAGGUCGUCGCUGUUUGAAGACGAACCACCCAUGACCAGAUCAACAAGCACGGCACUGUUUGCCAAUGACGAUGCCGACUCAGACUCGCCGUGGGACAUGCCAACACCCCGCAAGCAGCUCACCCGUGCUGACCUGGUGCGCAAUCUGCUGCCUCCUUCCGAGGUGCCCGAGAGCUACAUUGAGGCGUUCGACAAGGUCGUUGCCGAGGACGGCAGCGGAGGCCGUAUUACGUCUGCCGGGGUGGCAAGAACCCUUGCUGCUGCCAGACUCAGCGCUGAUGCCCAGGCACGCAUCAUGAACAUCAUUGCGCCUGGUGGUGGCGGCGGUGGAGAGGUCGCUCUGGACAGGAACCAAUUCCAUGUCUUGUUGGCAUUGAUUGGUCUGGCGCAGGAAGGCGAGGGUCUUAGCCUUGAUGGUGUGGACGAGAGAAGACGGAUCAAUUCGCCAGAUCUUCCCCGGCCCAACCUCCACGACCUUGUUGACAGCACGCCUGCAUUACCGCAGCUUGACAGCCUGGCCGCGAAACCGCCCCAGCGGCCUGUGACACCCCCGAAACCCUCCCAACCGGCCUCCCACAAGCAGCAGCGCCGUCCCAAACAGCCGUCGAUGGAUUAUCCUGAAGACCCUUGGAACGCGCCCGACUUGCACAAGAAUCACAACCACGCGCCGGAUCCAUCCAGAGUGAAUGGAAAUGACACGGCUAGCUCAGCUGUGAAUGCGAACAGGGGCCUGUACGGGACCAGUCCCCAGUCAACAAUACCCCGCCGGACAACGUCAACAUUCACCACAAAUGCUCCUACGUCAGGGGCCGAACCAGUGGUGGGGGGAAACUCGAAUGCAUGGGGCUUCCAGGACGGCAACCCUUCGCCAGCUGGUGGGUUCAACGAACCAUUGCCAAACCCUACAACUCCCUUCGGUGCGGGCAGGGGUGCGGGAGAGCCGGGUGGCGGUUCCCCUCCAGCCCCGGUCCCUGGAAGGACCAUUGGGGGCGGGCGGGCAGGGCCCGCGGUGGAAGAGAACAUUGUGGUGACCCUGAUGCCGGAGAAGGAGGGCAUGUUCUUGUUCCAACAUCACAACUAUGAGGUGACGAGUUCCAGGAGGGGCAGCAAAGUGAUCCGUCGGUACAGCGACUUUGUGUGGCUGCUUGACUGCUUGCACAAGCGGUAUCCAUUCAGGGUGCUGCCGUUGUUACCGCCCAAAAGAGUUGCUGUUAACGGCAACCAUCUGUCAAACGAUGGGGCGUUCAUUGAGAAACGCCGUCGCGGGCUGGCGAGGUUUCUCAAUGCGCUCGUCCGUCAUCCUGUGCUGAGCCAGGAGCAGCUAGUUGUCAUGUUUUUGACUGUUCCAACUGAGCUCUCCGUAUGGCGCAAGCAGGCAACCAUCUCAGUGCAAGACGAAUUCACAGGCCGAUCCCUACCUCCCGGUCUCGAAGAUUCACUCCCUCCAACGCUCGAAGAGCUCUUCAGCCGCACGCGCGCCGGCGUCCGGCGUAGCGCCGAAUUGUACAUCACCAUUUGCAACGUCAUGGACCGACUAGUCAAGAGAUCAGAAGGCGUGGCCGCUGACCAUGCGCGGAUUGCGCUCUCACUAACAUCCUUAACCGAAGUGAGCGCCGACACAUAUGCGACCGACACCAACGAGGUGCCGCUGCUCAACGACGGACUCCAAGCCAUGAGCAGGCAUCUCCGUACCUCACAGAGCCUGAUGGAGGACGAAGCCCGCGCCUGGGACGAAGGGGUCCUUGAGGAUCUCAAGCGCCAGCGGGAUGCGCUUGUUAGUUUGCGAGACCUGUUUGACAGGAGAGAGCGGCUGGACAAGGAUAAUAUUCCAUCUCUGGAGCGGCGGAUUGCGAGUAAUGAGACAAAGCUGGCGGCUUUGCGGGCGAAACCGGAGGGUAUGGUCAAACCCGGUGAGAUCGAGAAGGUGGUGGAGGCGAUCAUCAAGGACAAGGAGUCGAUUGUCAACCAGCACAACCGGUCUGUAUUCGUUAAGGAAUGCCUUCGUGACGAGCUUGUCUACUUCCAACAUACUCAGUACAAUGUCUCGAGAUGGAACCAGGAUUGGGCGCAGGAGCGAGUCAAGUACUCGGAGAUGCUGGCUGAGAAUUGGCGCCGUCUGCUGGACGAUCUUGAAGGCAUGCCCCUUGGCGACUAGUUCGCUGGAAGAAUGGAGAUCCUGUGGCCGGGGCAAGUUUUCUAUGGAAAGCACGGGACAGUUCUGAAGCCUCGGGGGGUGACGAAGCGAGGGGGGAGGGGGCGUUUCCGUUGACAGCAUGGUCUUCUGUAUAUGCCGUGGGGAAU